GUGUAUAUAAGGGGUGGCAGAGCCUCCCCAGGAGGGCAGGGUUAGUUGGUGCUGCUUGCAUGGUGUAGGCUUAGGAGUGGAGGAGGAGGAACAACCACCGCUGAAGCCAAUUCACUCUCUUGGGAGACCCAUGGGCAGAAUCCGUUUAAAUGCUUUUUAAGAGAUCUCGGAUCCUCAGCAGCACCUGUGCCUCGGGGAGAUGCAAAAGCUCUGAAUUCACCGGAGAGCCCCCCUGGUAUUACACCUAGCCCCCCAGGAAGGAGACUUUGGAACUCGUGUGUUGCAUACUUAGAAACUACUUCCUACUGAAGGAGGCUUUAGAACUAGCAAUUCUCCUAGAUCUGGACGAUGAGUGGGUACUUGGAUGAAUCAGAGUUUAUGAUGGUGGAGGAGGGCUUCACCACCAGAGACCUCCUUGAGAACCUCCUCAUGGAAGUCUCCCAGACGAGCGACAAAGGGGCCUUUUUUGUGGCAGACCUGGGGGAUGUAGUGAAGAAACACCUGCGUUUCCUGAAGGCCUUGCCCCACGUCAAACCCUUCUACGCGGUUAAGUGCAACAGCAGCGAGGGAGUGGUGCGGACGCUGGCUGCGCUGGGGGCAGGAUUUGACUGUGCUAACAAGACGGAGAUUGCAUUAGUUCAGAGCAUCGGGGUCCCACCGGACAAGAUUAUCUACACCAACCCCUGCAAACAGAUCUCCCAGAUCAAAUACGCAGCCAGCCACGGGGUGCAGCUGAUGGCCUUUGACAAUGAAGUGGAGCUCAGGAAAGUGGCAAGGAGCCAUCCACAUGCCAGGAUGGUUCUGUGCAUCGCCACCGACAACCCAAGAUCCUCUGCCUUUCUGAGCGUGAAGUUUGGUGCCACCCUUAAGUCCUGCAGACACCUACUAGAAACUGCAAAGGAGAUGAAUGUGGAGAUCGUUGGCAUCAGUUUUCAUGUUGGCAGCGGCUGCCUCGACCUACAAGCCUUCCCUCGGUCCAUAGCAGAUGCUCGGCUGGUGUUUGAAAUGGGUGCAGAGCUGGGCUACAAGAUGCACUUAUUAGACAUUGGAGGUGGAUUCCCUGGCACUGAAAACUCGAAAGUCCGGUUUGAAGAGAUUGCAGCCACGAUAAACUCCGCCUUGGACUUGUAUUUCCCAGAAGGCUGUGGGGUGGAAAUCAUUGCCAAACCAGGACGAUACUAUGUAGCUUCCGCCUUUACCUUGGCUGUCAAUGUUAUUGACAAGCAGGACGUUCCCUUGGAUCCGCCUGGCUCAGAUGAUGAAGAGUCCAGCAGCAAGAAGAACAUCCUGUAUUACAUUAACGAUGGCAUCUAUGGAUCCUUCAGCUGCAUUUUCUUCGAUCGCACCUGCCCCAGCCCCGUCCUGCACAAGAAACCUGGCCCACAUCAUCCCUUGUUCAACAGCAGCCUCUGGGGUCCUUCUUGUGAUGGGCAGGACUGCAUUGCAGAUGGCUUGGAGCUACCAGAACUGCAAGUGGGUGACUGGCUGACGUUUGAGAACAUGGGUGCCUACACCAUAGCAGCCUCGUCCUCAUUUAAUGGGUACCAGCAGCCACGGAUCAACUACACCAUGUCCCGGGAAGCUGUCCGGCUGCUUCAGGGGAAGCUGCCACUACCAGAAGAAGAGGAUAGAGAGAGCAUGUGCACUCCUCUUUCCUGUGGCUGGGAAAUCACAGAUACCUUGUGCAUUACCCCUGUCUUCACUCCAGCUAGAAUCACGUGAGCAGCGCCAGCCGUGACGGGGGCAGAUCCUUAACCAAGAGGACUCUUGCAUCUACUCUCAUGCCCUCCUAGAUUUCUGCCCUGAAGUAGGACCUGUUUUACAUUCAUUGUGGUUUUUUAAGUAUGCAACAUAAAUCCUGUUCCUCCUGCC
Molecule: messenger RNA, 1872 nt
Organism: Mauremys reevesii (Reeves's turtle)
Lineage: Eukaryota; Metazoa; Chordata; Testudines; Geoemydidae
Gene: AZIN2
Product: antizyme inhibitor 2
Exons: 11
Coding region: 349-1722 (457 amino acids)
Cellular component (GO): cytoplasm
Molecular function (GO): catalytic activity
Source: RefSeq, a predicted model, not a curated record